This is a messenger RNA of Mya arenaria, 4117 nucleotides long. Its product is annotated as ileal sodium/bile acid cotransporter-like. The record is from RefSeq and is a predicted model, not a curated record. The transcript has 4 exons. Gene Ontology annotation, cellular component: membrane. NCBI's taxonomy places the organism in Eukaryota, Metazoa, Mollusca, Bivalvia, Myida, Myidae. The coding region runs from base 62 to 1558 and encodes 498 amino acids.
ACGCUUGCAUGUCUUCCUGAUGUAGGCUAAAUAAAUUGUGUAGCAAGUGACAGUUUUUAAAAUGGGAUUUUAUUUUCUUCUUGCACUGAUUCUUAAGUGUACAUUUAUAUUGUGUUCUGUAACCCCGGACCAUUUGACCAGCCAAAAUACUGCACGGACUGUAUUCGCUCUUCAAGAGCCAGUGGUCAUUUUCAUGUUUGAGGAAGUAGAGGUAAAAGUUAACUAUAGUUUACCCUGUGCGGACAGUUAUGUAAGCAUAUACAUAGAACAUCUUAAGGAAAAUGACAUCUUUAACGUUUUAAGUAAUAGCACGGUAACUAUUCCUUGUGAUGCUAAUGGAGAUACUUCUACACUCGGAAAUGGAAGAAAUAAAACGUUGUCUAUUGAUGGCGUGCUUACUCUGCGACUGAGGAGCACUGUGAUCGGUCUGUCAAGACUUGGACUGGUAAUUAGAGGCCAAGGUUCGAAUAUACUGCAAGAUGAUGAAGGCGGAGGUAUCAUGAUGUACAACAGCAGCUUUGAGCCACAACCCGGGGUCCGCAUUGAUGCCAACGGCGGUGCAGUCACCCACUGGUUUCCGGUGACGGUGUUACGCAAGAUGAGGCCAGUAGACCACAUAUUCCUCUACGUUUUGGGAUUUAUGGUUAUAUUACUGACCAUGGGAUUCGGGUGCAAGCUGGACAUGGGCGUGGUCAAAGAGUGCCUGAGACGACCGGUGGCCCCCGGGAUCGGGUUUGGAUGCCAGUAUUUACUCAUGCCAUUGAUCGGGUACGGGGUGGCGCGGCUGGUGCCCUUGGGUGACAAGUCCGUGUCCCUGGGAGUAUUUCUUUGCGGUGUGUGCCCGGGAGGCGGGCUGUCCAACAUAUACACAUACCUGCUCGACGGGGACGUCUCACUCUCUAUAACCAUGACGUUCGUCAGCUCCGUCGCAUCCAUAGGCAUGAUGCCCCUGUGGAUCUACACUCUAGGGUCGACCCUGGUAGAUGACAGCUCGGACAUCCGCAUUCCCUACUUGAACAUUCUACAGGUUAUUGCUUCCGUUGUUAUUCCGCUGUUUAUCGGCAUCUUCAUCAAGUACAAGUUCACAAAGGUCGCACUCUUCAUCAUUAAAGUGCUCAAGCCGACCACGCUCGUCUGUAUCAUAGUAUUCCUUAUUGUCGGCAUUUGGUCAAACCUCUACAUCUUCAAGAUGUUCCGCCCCGUCCACGUCCUCGCCGGAUGCCUGCUGCCAUAUUUCGGCUAUUUACUUGGAGGCGUUAUUGCCGUAAUUUUACGGCAACCGAAAGCGCGCGUGGUCACGAUCGCGUUGGAGACCGGAAUGCAGAAUAUCGGUAUCGCAAUGCUCGUGCUGCUGCUCUCAUUUCCUCCGCCACUUGGGGACAUCGCCACCGUCGCGCCUUUGUCGUCCGCCAUGAUGACACCAAUCCCACCUUUCGUCGUUACUAUUGUUUACAAUGUGUACGUGAAAUUCUUCAAGAAGUAUGAACCUGUGAACGUCAAUGAUGAAAAAAUAGACGUCCAAUCUAAGAAUAUUGUCGAGAAAUUGAGUUCUGUUUGAACUUUGAACCAUUCCACCAGUUAAAUGUAAAUAUGCAAAAAUCAGAGCACUUAGUUUGUCCAUCGGCGGACACCCACGAUAUACACUACGCAAUGCUUCGUUGUGUGAAGCGUAACGGAAAAAGUACCGUGGUUGCCGACGAUGAAUUGGUGGAAAAAAAUUCAUUAAACUUUGAGUUUCCCACUCAGAAUCAAUGACAUCUUUCAGAACAGUUUACUUUCUCAAUGAUUAACGGAAAAGAAUUCACAAUUCAAUCAACUUUGCAAACCCCAUUCGAAGAGAUAUUGCUUGUGUUAUAAUGCUAUACACAUGUAAUUCAAGCUUACUAAUCAUUCAUUUUCUAAUUGCGUUUACAUUACACGUUUCUCCAGAACGAAUAUAUUCUGCCAUAUUUUCGAUUCAUUUGAACUGCCCUCCUUUCAUGCUGUUGUUCUUACUCAUGCGCAAUAUUGAACAUCCUUUACUCGUUCGCGCUUCUACGGAAAUUAGCAAAAUCGGCCCGAGCGGUUCGUAGUGUUUGAACCCACAAAAAACGAAGCAAUCCUUACAAUAUUCUGGGGGAGGGGGUAGAUUUGUUUUUUAAAAUAUAAGCUAGUUCAGCUACGUUUAAGGAGAGAAUUAUGUUAUGUGUUGAAAAGAACAGCGGAUAAUCGAAGCGCCGUUUUUCAAUCGGUCGAAUGGCGUCACACCUGUCCAACUUACGUGAACUUGGUGACUGUUGUUUGCACGGAUAUGUGAACAUGUUGACUAUUUUGGCACGGGUACGUGAACUUGGUGACUGUUGUUUGCACGUGUACGUGUACAUAUUGACUAUUUUUGCACGUGUACAUGGACUUGGUGACUGUUGUUUGCACGGGUAUGUGAACAUGCUGUUUGCACAGAUACGUGUACGUGGUGGCUAUGCUGCACGGGUACAUGUACGUGAAGAAAAUUGCUUACACCUGUAUGUUGUGGCUAUGCUUCACGGGUACUUGUAGAAAAUUGCUUAAACGGGUGAGUGGUGGCUAUGCUGCACGGGUACAUAUACGUGUAGAAAAUUGUUUUCACGUGUUUGUGGUGGCUGCUGCACGGAUACAUGUACAUGUAGGAAAUUGUUUACACGGGUAAGUGGUGGCUAUGUUUUCAAGGGUACGUGUUCGUGUAGAAAAUUGUCUACACGUUUACGUGGUUGCUAUGCUGCACCGGUACAUGUACGUGUUGCAUAUUGAUUGCAUGGGUAUAUGUAUUUGGUGACUGUUUACACGGGUACGUCUUCGUGUCGGCUGUUCUUUGCACGGGUACGUGUAAUUGUUGAAUAGUGUUUACAUUGGUACGAAAAAAUGUGUUUGGGAUUUAAAUAGGGUGAUCGCAACCACAACGUUAUUAUAAGUCUUACACUCAAAUGCUUCAGAAUCUCAGUGAAAAGGGCAAUUAUGUUGUUAAGUUCUUAUUGAGCUACCUUUGGUUGAUGCGAUGAUCCAACCACAUUUUAUUGACAUAUGGCAGUGCUGCAUUUUUUGUCUAUUGCAGUUCAUAUAUCGGUAAUAAUUGCUUCAUAAUAGUGGAUAAUAUUAACCAGGAGAUCAAUUGGCUAACACUUUGACAAUGCCAACUCAUUUGUCACAUUUCUGUAAAAGCUCUUGUUAUUGACAAUAACAGUGUCAAGAUGUAUAUACAUGUUUCUGUUUAUGGCUAUUUUAGAAUACUGUCACAUUGAUAGUUGUACAUGUUUUGCCUUGUCGUUGUCGAUGACGUUGGAGCCGUUGUGCAAUAAAAUGUUAACUUGGCCAUAACUACACUACAGUUAAAAACAAUGCGCAAACGUCAAAAGGAGGCCUAUACCAUUGGCGCCGGAUUUUUAAACUAAUUUUUUUUAAUAAAAAAUAUCUUAUAAUUCAAAACUAAAAAUAAAAUAAAAUAAAACAAAGUGCAUAUUUAUGAAAGAAAUAUUUUUCAAUAAUUUUUAACAUUUUUAGCUUUGUAUUUUGGAAUUAUAACAUUUCUUUAUUUUAUUUUAUAAAAUGACUGGAAAUCCGGUGCCAGUGGCAUAUACAGCUUGCGUUAAAAAAUGUAGGGUUAUGCUUCGACUGAAAAACUUGUUCUUCACGAUACACUUCCAUUUCCCGACCGUGCUUGGUGGAUGGCAUACCAGUUUUCGCUGAAUGUUUCGUUUACAAUAUUCAUUAACUUUGACUUUAUUGAAUGUCAACAUGAUAUCUCAGACAAGCUUGAUAUAUUUCGCGAUUUCAUUUCGUCACACCCGAGUUGUGGCCCUUGUUUUGACAUUGCCAGCUUCUAAUUUAAAGUGGUCUCAUUCAUUCUAUACCAAUAGUGAUACGAGUAAAUCAGUAAAAUGGAUUCAGGCACAAAGUUUAAUUUAUAGUAUAUCAAUUUCACGUCCCACUCUGCACAGACCAUGAAUGUUUCGCAGGGCAGUUUAAGACCACACCUAUCCACCCUAAUGGCUCGAACCUUUGAAAUAAAGUAAUGAUGUAGACAAUAAAUGUGUUGUUACCAGGAUCGAAGUUUAUAAUUCCAUUCAGCAUAUAACAUAUCAAUAAUGAAACGUUAUUAUUUACA